UUAUGGGGAAUCAGGUGCUGGUGAUGACGUGCCACAUCUUCCUGCAUGUGUUAAAGAAUGGAGUCUUGCCACUAUCAAAAAUCAACCUGCUGGUUUUUGACGAAUGCCACCUUGCAAUCACGAACCAUCCUUAUCAGGAAAUAAUGAAGAUUUGUGAGGGUUGCCCAGGCUGUCCUCGCAUUUUGGGUCUGACUGCUUCCAUUUUAAAUGGCAAAUGUGACCCUUGUGAUCUGGAGGAGAAGAUUCAGAACCUGGAGAAGAUUUUGCAGAGCAAUGCAGAGACUGCCACCGAUCUUGUGGUGCUGGAUAGGUAUGCGUCCCAGCCUCGUGAGGUGGUGCUGGACUGUGGGCUGUACCAGGAUCAGAGUGGGCUCUCUAAGAGGCUUUUGAGCGAGUUGGAUGAAGCCCUUCAUUUUCUUAAUGACUGCAACUUAUUCACUCAUCGAGAAGAUAGAGACCCCACCUUCAUCUCCAAACAGGUGCUGAAUGACUGUCGUGCUGUGUUGACUGUGCUGGGCCCUUGGUGCGCAGAUAAAGCUGCGGGAAUCAUGGUCCGGGAGCUUCAGAAAUAUAUCAAACAUGAACAGGAAGACCUGAACCGCAAGUUCCUGUUGUUCACGGACACCAUUCUGAGAAAAAUCCACGCCUUAUGUGAGGAGCAUUUCUCUCCAGCUUCCCUAGACAUGAAGUUUGUCACUCCCAAAGUCAUCAGACUUCUGGAGAUUCUCCACGAGUACAAACCUUUUGAACGGCAGCAGUUUGAGAGUGUGGAGUGGUACAACAAUCGCAAUCAGGACAAUUACGUUUCUUGGAGCGAUUCUGAGGACGAAGACGAGGAUGAAGAGGCGGAGGCAAAGGAGAAGCCCGAAGCAAAUUUUCCCUCGCCUUUCACCAACAUCCUCUGUGGAAUCAUCUUUGUGGAAAGGCGAUAUACAGCGGUUGUUUUAAACAGACUUAUUAAGGAAGCAGGGAAGCAGGACCCAGAGCUGGCGUACAUUAGUAGCAACUUCAUCACAGGUCACAGCAUCGGCAAGAACCAGCCUCGCAACAAACAAAUGGAGGUGGAGUUCAGAAAACAAGAGGAGGUCCUGAGGAAGUUCAGAGCCCAUGAAACCAACUUGCUCAUUGCAACCAGCAUUGUGGAAGAAGGUGUUGAUAUUCCAAAGUGCAAUUUGGUGGUUCGGUUUGACCUGCCGACAGAGUACCGG
Rhinichthys klamathensis goyatoka is the source of this 1208-nucleotide messenger RNA. RefSeq names its product endoribonuclease Dicer-like. Gene Ontology annotation, biological process: siRNA processing; apoptotic DNA fragmentation; pre-miRNA processing. Gene Ontology annotation, molecular function: deoxyribonuclease I activity; ribonuclease III activity; RNA binding. Lineage: Eukaryota; Metazoa; Chordata; Actinopteri; Cypriniformes; Leuciscidae. Gene Ontology annotation, cellular component: RISC complex; cytoplasm; nucleus. The record is from RefSeq and is a predicted model, not a curated record. The transcript has a single exon. The annotation marks the transcript as partial.